CCCAAGGUUGGCCGCCAUUCUGCUGCCAGGCGGCUUUGGGACUUGUUGCAAGAGGCAGAGCUGCACGUUUCCUGUACACUGUUCCGGUCUGCAUUUUGGAGCUUCAAAGUUUCAGGAAGAUUUGCAAGACAUGCAAGUGUUACAUCAGUUGUGACCAGCUCAUUUAAUACAUACCUAUGUUUUCAAUCAUUGGCUCAUCAUUUUUUCUCAUGCUCGAAAUGACUGACUAACUACGCACGUUUUUUGAAUUCCUGGAUAUUUCCAACUUUUGACAAAUCUAAAGCUUCCACAGGAUAAGGUUGAAUAUGCCAUCUGUAAUAUUGUACCUGGUUGUUGUUCUUUCGGCUGCAUGGUCAGACCCAGUUAUUCCAAGGAUGUUUUGGCAAUAUGGAGAAGUGCCUUUGAUCACAUUUUCUGCUAGUGGAGUGUCAAACUAUUCAACAUUGUUGCUGAGUGAAGAUCGAGGUGUGCUGUAUGUAGGUGCCCAGGAAGCCAUCUUUGCUGUGAACGUGUCAGACAUUUCAAGUAAAAUCCAUGAGGUAUUCUGGAAAGUCCCACAGAAAAAACAGAGGGAAUGUGCAGCUAAAGGAAAAUCCGAAGUGACUGAGUGUCUGAACUACAUACGCAUCUUACAUGAAUUUAGUAAUGAAAGCCUCUAUGUGUGUGGAACUUAUGCAUUUCAACCAACCUGUGAUUACCUUUCAAUUGGGAAUUUUACUCUGCAAGGGCGAAAUGAAGAGGGUAAAGGAAAGUGUCCAUUUGAUCCUGCUCAAAGAUAUACUUCAGUUAUGGUUGAUGGUGAGCUUUACUCGGGAACAGUCUUCAAUUUCCUGGGAAGUGAGACAGUCAUUCUACGGAGCCAUUUGCGGACAGAAUAUGCAAUACCCUGGUUAAAUGAGCCAAGUUUUGUCUACUCCGAUGUUAUAAGAGACAGUGAAAAUAGUCUGGAUGGUGGUGAUAAAAUUUAUUUCUUCUUCACUGAAGUGUCUGUUGAAUAUGAAUUUAAUAGCAAACUUCUGGUGCCACGAAUAGCUCGAGUGUGCAAGGGUGAUAAUGGAGGAUCACGAAUUCUGCAGAAGAGAUGGACAUCAUUUCUCAAAGCUAAGCUGAUUUGCAAUCUACCUGAGUCUAAUUUUGUCUUCAAUGUCAUACAGGAUGUUUUUAUUUUGAAAACACCAAAUUGGAAGGAAACAGUGUUUUAUGGUGUUUUUACAUCCCAGUGGAGUAAUUUGGAAGUAUCAGCAGUCUGUGCCUUUAACAUGUCCAAUGUAGAAGAUGUUUUCUCUAAAGGGAAAUAUAUGCAAAGUGCUACAUUUGAACAAUCCCAUGUAAAAUGGGUCAGAUACAAUGGACAAGUUCCAAAACCUCGCCCUGGCUCAUGUAUAAACAAUGAAGCGAGAGCUUUGAAUAUCAACAGCUCACUGAUGUUGCCUGACAAAACUCUUCAGUUUGUGAAGGAUCACCCUCUGAUGGCAGACCCAGUGAACCCUAUUGGAAAUAGACCAAAAUUGGUGAAGAAGAAUGCAAACUAUAUGCAGAUUGUAGUGGACAGAGUUAGGGCACUUGAUAACAACCUCUAUGAUGUCAUGUUUGUGGGUACAGACAAAGGAUUAUUGCACAAAGCAAUUAACUAUGGUAAUGAAAUGCAUAUAAUUGAAGAAGUCCAGAUUUUCCCUGACUCUGAGCCUGUGCAGACAUUACUCUUGUCCAAAGAGGACAAAAAGUAUCUUUAUGCAGGGUCUCAUUCUGGUGUUGUUCAAGCCCCUGCUGCUUUUUGUGAAAAGUAUAAAACCUGCACGGAUUGCAUUUUGGCGAGAGAUCCCUAUUGUGUUUGGAGCACCGAAAACAAAAGUUGUGACUGGAUUACGAAAAAUCAUACCAAUAAGAGCAAUUUGAUACAGAGCCUGAAUGGAUUUACAGUUCCUUGCAGAGCUGAAGAUGUGGAAUCUGCAAUAUCAGAAGAACAUCAUGUGGAUCCAGGAGGAUUUAAAGAAUUGAAAUGCUUACCCAUGUCUAAACUGGCUAAAAUUAUAUGGAAGUUAAAUAACAAUACUCUCAGUGAGAAUCCAAAAUACCGACUUGUUCAAAACAAUUUGCUGAUUUUCUCUGUAAAUGAAGAUGAUUCUGGUACCUAUGAUUGCUGGGCAGUAGAAUCUAUGAAGGGACGCCUGUAUGAACACCUGGUGCAAAAGUAUUCUCUGAUCGUAGAGGGUCCAUCUAAAGUUGUAACAACCUCCCCAACUACACCCUUUGCCAAAAUGGAAGGUAAUUCUGCAACAACUCGGACAAGCACAGAUCAAGAACAGAGAUCUCCUCAUACACUCACACCCCAGAUUCAAACUGAUAUGUUCAUAUCAACCGUGCCAUAUACUUCAGUCUCCCCAUUCUCAGCCCCUCCACUUCCAAAUUCAGUAGUAGACACUCGAGCUAUUAGUGAGCCUUCAACUGCAGAAAGUAAUGAUAGAGUUUUAUUAUCUUUACUUGUAGUGAUUACACUUCUUUUCCUAAUCCUAAUUUGUUACAAUUGUUACAUGAAAUACUUGCCAGGUCCUUGCCUGAAACUACGUCUGUGUAUAGUCAGUAAUGAAAAGAAACCAGAAUUUGAUUAUGAUGUGUCUGAGGAGCUGGUAAAGCACCAGGCAGUGAAAAUCAAUUCAGAUAAUCAAGGUAGUGAGCAAAUUCCUGCUGGUGACAAGGGUUAUGAAACAGAAUCAGACUGUGGGAAUGGCAAAAUUCCAAGUUCAGAGAAAGCUCAAGAGCUCAAGCAAAUCCAAGAAAACCACUCCAUUGGUUCGAUUGAUGCAGAGAAAGAUGCAGAUAUUCCUGACAUUAAAUUCAUUGAUGAGGAAGUUCAGAGUCUUUGCUAGCAUAUUUUUGUAUUUCUCAUAGGUUUAUUGAAGUUCAGCUGGUUGCAAGCGUGAGUACAGAAAGUUAGAAAAAAAGAGAAAAAUCAUGUAAAACUUUAAAAGGUUUUUAUUAGAUAAGCGUACUUCUUGGUAAAUGAUGUUAAAAGUGAAUAUCAAUCUCACUUUCAACCUGCAUUAUAUUCAGCAAUCUCUAUUGUUUUCAUGUGCUCAGU
This is a messenger RNA of Hemiscyllium ocellatum (epaulette shark), 3079 nucleotides long. Its product is annotated as semaphorin-4D-like. Lineage: Eukaryota; Metazoa; Chordata; Chondrichthyes; Orectolobiformes; Hemiscylliidae. Gene Ontology annotation, molecular function: semaphorin receptor binding; chemorepellent activity. The coding region runs from base 306 to 2867 and encodes 853 amino acids. Gene Ontology annotation, biological process: positive regulation of cell migration; negative regulation of axon extension involved in axon guidance; semaphorin-plexin signaling pathway. The transcript is spliced from 15 exons. The record is from RefSeq and is a predicted model, not a curated record.